UUAAAAAUCUCUUCUAUAGGUGCCAGUCGGUAUCUUAUAACAUUCUUUGCUUCCCAGAUCUCUGAGGAAGACACCAAAUUCAUCCUGAUCUGUGGUCUAUCCAGGGUCUGCGGGUUGGGGCACUAUAUACAUGCAGAGCCUGUUGGGCACAGAUAAUUGCGCCGGUCCCAAGUCUCUGAGGAGAGUGCGGUAUUCACCCAGGGUCUUUGGGGUGUGGACUCCAUGCCCAUUCCGUGUCUCUGGGCAGUCACCAGGCUCAUUCCAGGUCUGUGGGGCACUCAGACUCAAUACCCAGUGCCCGCCUGUGGGGAUAGACUGCACCCUGUUCAUCCCGAUGUGCGGGGCGGACGCACACUGUCCAUCAGUCUGUGUGGGGUCGUCGGAUCAUCCCAGGUCUGUAGGGCGCAGGAGCCCGGCCGGUCUUGGGAUGUCAACCACAGCACAAGAAGGAAGUCGUUCUACGUCUCUUACAGCGGUACACCAUACCACCACACCUGGGCCUUCGAAAAGAAAAUGCAUGGAAUUCUCGCGAGAGCACCCAAGUGCUAGGCUCACACCAGUGCAGAUCUCGCGAGAAGAGAUCAGAUUCGUUUCCGGGCGGUGGGAAGCGGCAGCCUGCUCCCGGCAGUUGCAAAGGCCGGUCUCCUGCACGAUGCCUUCCCCGUACUCCGUCAGAGCUUUUCCCGUCAGCAUCCCCGCGGUGAUCACGGAGACAGACUGGACUGAGCCGUGGCUCCUGGGGCUGGUUGUCUUCCACCUGUUCUGCCUGCUUCUCACAUGCUUCUCAACACAGAGGUAUAAACUGCAGAUUGGACACUUCCUGUGCCUGGUAGUGUUAGUCUAUUGUGCUGAGUACAUCAAUGAAGUGGCCGCAAUGAAUUGGAGGGUGUUUUCAAAGUACCAGUACUUUGACUCCCGAGGGAUGUUCAUUUCUAUUGUGUUCUCAGCACCGUUGCUGUUCAAUGCCUUGGUCAUUGUGAUUAUGUGGAUACGAAAGACUUUGAAUGUGAUGACUGACCUGAAGAACCUGCAAGAAAAAAGAAAGAGGAGAAAGGGAAGAAAGGGAGAAUGAUGUCACAAUGGCUAGGACCUCAGCUGUUUUCCUGCCUGGGCUGUUUCCAGCAUUUAGCUGUGCAUGGCCCAGUGUCCUGUUGUCUGACUCAAGGUUUGGAAAAUGGUUCUUGUAUUUUAUACUCACCGUGAUGGCCCAUUGGCUGAAGUUGUAUUUUAGAAGCUUCAUUGACUGUGUCACCUGGAUGCUUGCUGAAUAUGGACUGUCAUCAGUGUGUUGGGAUCUUUCUGGUUCAGCCACAGGAAGAGCCCUGCUCAGCCUUUCAGGACUUGCUGAUAGAUCUCAUUACAUAACUGGAGUUCACUCAGUUCUGAGUGUGGAAUCUCAGAAAUAAACAGAGCCAUCCUGCUGUGGUACCAUCACCCUCUCACCUGUUUCCAGUUGUGGCUUUCAGCUAAGGGUGAUUUUGUUCCCCAGAGACUUGCGACACAGUUUGGUGACACUUGCUGUCACGUGUGGUGGACAUGGUGCUUGUGUCUGUUGGGUAGAGCCUAGGAUGAUGCAGAAGUCCUACAGGGUACAGGACAGCCCCAUCGGGGAGUGCUUUCCUGCAUAUGUGGGCUGUUCCCAGGCUGAAGGAUCUGUGAGGCAGAUAUGGGCAAAACAAAACAAAGUGCAGUGUAUCUCACUUCCAUGAAGUGAGGCCUCUAAAGAGCAGCGUUGGGGCUAUGCUGUUGAAAAUGUUUUGUUUAAAAAUAUUAAGCUAGAAUGGAAGCUAUAGUCAAGAUUUCAUGAAGAAUAAUAUGUCAAAUGAGGCCUUUGGUUUUGUUUCUUCUGGAUGCAAAAUUAUAGAUACUCAGUGAAUGGCUUAGCUGUUUCUACAGUCUGUGGCAAGCGUAGAUCAGUUGUGUUCUCUUGAGUGUCACAUCUUGUGCAGUUGGGUGUCGGGAGCCAUGAGCAGGGCAUGCUGUUAUUUCUGCUGCUGCUCUGUUGGACACUGUUCGCUUCUGGAAUCUGGAGCAGUAGAUGGAAAUGACAGGUGACUGGAGACCCAGACUAGAAACAGUAUUCAGUACCAGGAUGUUGUAGGCUCUUGACUUCAGUUUAAAGGAAUAAUUUAUGAAUUGUUUCCUUAAUAGGCAGGUUGAUAGAUUACAAAGAUGUCCUGAAAUCCGGGUAUGUAGUUUUUAAAUGUUCACACCACCUCAGCCUCCUAGUGGAAUGCUUGCUGAGUUCUGGUGGUCCUCAAGUCUGAGUCAGUGACAUUGUCUCAGUGAAGCCACUGCAGGUUCUAACCUGACUUGUCUUCACAGUUCCUUCCUGAUUUUUCUUGACACUUUUAUAUUGAGCACAAAAUGUAAUGUAGGAAGUACUAUAUUGUAAGUCAGAUUUUAAAUUUAAAAUCAUCCUGUUAAGUGACGGGCAGUGUAUCUGUUUCUGAGAAUUUCUAGUUCAGGGUUUUUAAUCAUAUAGCUUCAAAAGAGCUCACUGUAUUACAAAUUAGUUUCACAGAAAAGAACAAAUUGGUCAGUUUUUGACUAGAUAAAUCUGGAACAGGAGACUGUCAAGUAGGUAUGGUGCUCACCAACCAGAUCUGUUCACUUCAGGCCUUUGAAGCAGUGAUGCAGAAUGAGGCUGAGAAUGGUUGAGAUGUCUGAGUUUUGGCACCAUCCAGGGUAGCUGCAUGGCGUUGGUUGUGGCCAGAUUGAGAGGAACCAGAGCACUUGUAGGUUCUGUGCAUUUUAGGACCGCACUCUCAACACGCACAUUGGGACUGCCUGUGUUCGGUCCGUUCAACUAAUUCUAGUUUUUCUCUAGUAAAAUUCUGCAACAGUAUUGUUUGCUUUACAUUAUCUUGAUAUUAAUAACUUCGAUUAUAUAUAACCAUGACCUUAGUGUUUGAGCUUUCCUUCCUUACCUCUGAGUGUAUGAUUGUGGAUUCACAUGUGAUUGGUUUUUGAGAUGGUUAUAAAUAUUUUGGGCUGGGGAGAUGGCUCACUUGUUAAAAGUACUUGCCUUCCAAUCAUGAAGAUCUGAGAUUGGUCCUGAGGACCCAUUUAAAAAGUUGGGCACAGUGACAUGCACAUGUGGAGACAGGUAGGUCACUGGGGCUUCCUGAUCAGUAGCCCAGCCUACUUGAUAAGCUCUAGGUAGAGAAAGACUCUUUCUCAAAAAACAAGAUGAGGGCUUGUGAGAUGACUCAUUGGGUAAAGGUGAUUGCUGCCAAGCCUGAUGACCUGAGUUUGAUCCCUGGAACCUACAUGGUGGAAGGAGAGAACCAGCUCCCAUGUCCGGUGACUGCAUGCACUCACACACAACACACACACACACACACACACACUCUAAGUAAAUAAAUGUAAAAAGGUGGAAGGUGUUCCUCAAGAACAGCACCCCCCUGAUGUCCUCUGGCUUUCACACACAUAUACAUGUACACAUACACUGGUACACACAUGAACACAUAAUAAAAGUUUUGCACACACAUAAAAGUUUUAUCUUUAAUGAAGUUCAUAUUCAGUGCCUAAAAUUGCACUAUGAGGAACUGUCUUAAUAUUUUGUCUUUAUAUUAGGGAAAACCCUGAAAGCCAGACUUAUCAUCAAGCAAUUGUGUAGUUCAUGUGAUGUGUGUAGGUUCAUUGCUGCUUUGAGAAUUUUACAUGUGACCAGUGCUAUGUUUACACUCCUGUAAUGAAGGCUCAUGGGCAAUGCUUUGAUGAGUAAACAUGCUUUUACUGUGUACUUACAAACAGAGCAGAGGAAAGGCUUAGGAUAAACAUCUCACACAUUCCAUCCCAUGACACCUUUGUUGGUUACUAUGCAUUACUAUACAAUAAAAUGCUUGAUAAUA
Messenger RNA from Nannospalax galili (Upper Galilee mountains blind mole rat), 3857 nucleotides. RefSeq names its product transmembrane protein 18 (gene Tmem18). The record is from RefSeq and is a predicted model, not a curated record. Gene Ontology annotation, cellular component: nuclear membrane. Bases 131 to 1072 code for a protein of 313 amino acids. The transcript has 5 exons. NCBI's taxonomy places the organism in Eukaryota, Metazoa, Chordata, Mammalia, Rodentia, Spalacidae.